GGCCGGCUGCAGCUCCUGUCGCCAGCUUCCUUUGCGUGAGCCGCGGGGUUCGUGUCGGCGCUCUCUGCCCUUCGCCCUUCGCCCUUCGCCUCGUCCCGGUCUCCCCGGCCCGUCCGUCAUGGUGCCGUCGGCGCGCCUGGCGAGGCCCCGCUGAGCCUCGGCCCGGCGGCUAGCGCGGCUCGGGGUCACCAUGCCUACCCGAGUGUGUUGCUGCUGUUCAGCUUUGCGUCCUCGCUACAAACGCCUGGUGGACAACAUAUUCCCUGAAGAUCCAAAAGAUGGCCUCGUUAAAGCUGAUAUGGAGAAAUUGACAUUUUAUGCUGUAUCUGCUCCAGAGAAACUGGAUCGAAUUGGUUCUUACCUGGCAGAAAGGUUGAGCAGGGAUGUUGUCAGACAUCGUUCUGGGUAUGUUUUAAUUGCUAUGGAGGCAUUGGACCAACUUCUUAUGGCCUGCCAUUCUCAAAGCAUCAAGCCAUUUGUAGAAAGCUUUCUUCAUAUGGUAGCAAAGCUGCUGGAAUCAGGGGAACCAAAGCUUCAAGUUCUUGGAACAAAUUCUUUUGUCAAAUUUGCAAAUAUUGAAGAAGACACACCGUCCUAUCAUAGACGUUAUGAUUUUUUUGUAUCUCGCUUCAGUGCCAUGUGUCACUCUUGUGAUAGUGAUCCAGAAACACGAACAGAAAUCCGAAUUGCUGGAAUCAGAGGUAUUCAAGGUGUGGUUCGCAAAACAGUUAAUGAUGAACUUCGGGCUACCAUUUGGGAACCCCAGCAUAUGGAUAAAAUUGUUCCAUCCCUGCUGUUUAACAUGCAAAAGAUAGAAGAGGUUGACAGUCGCAUAGGCCCUCCUCCUUCUCCUUCAGCAGCUGACAAAGAAGAGAACCCCGCCAUGCUGGCUGAAAACUGCUUCAGAGAACUGCUGGGCCGAGCGACUUUUGGGAACAUGAAUAAUGCUGUGAGACCAGUGUUUGCGCAUUUAGAUCAUCACAGACUAUGGGAUCCCAAUGAAUUUGCAGUUCACUGCUUUAAAGUUAUAAUGUAUUCCAUUCAGGCUCAGUAUUCUCACCAUGUGAUCCAGGAGAUUCUAGGACACCUUGAUGCUCGUAAAAAAGAUUCUCCACGAGUUCGAGCAGGAAUUAUUCAGGUUCUGUUAGAGGCUGUUGCCAUUGCUGCUAAAGGUUCCAUAGGACCCACAGUGCUGGAGGUCUUUAACACCCUAUUGAAACAUCUGCGUCUCAGUGUUGAAUUUGAAGCACAUGAUUUACAGGGAGAAUCUAUAAGCAGUGCCAACUUAAACACAAAUUCCAAAGACAGUGAUGAGAAGAUUGUGCAGAAUGCUAUCAUCCAAACAAUAGGAUUUUUUGGAAGUAACCUACCAGAUUAUCAGAGGUCAGAAAUCAUGAUGUUCAUUAUGGGGAAAGUACCUGUCUUUGGAACAUCCACCCAUACUUUGGAUAUCAGUCAACUAGGGGAUUUGGGAACCAGGCGGAUUCAGAUAAUGUUGCUGAGAUCUUUACUUAUGGUAACCUCUGGAUACAAAGCAAAGACAAUAGUUACUGCACUGCCGGGGUCUUUUCUGGAUCCUUUGUUAUCACCAUCCCUCAUGGAAGACUAUGAACUGAGACAGUUAGUCUUGGAAGUAAUGCAUAAUCUCAUGGAUCGCCAUGACAAUAGGGCAAAGCUUCGAGGGAUCAGAAUAAUACCAGAUGUGGCUGACCUAAAAAUAAAAAGAGAAAAGAUUUGUAGACAAGACACAAGUUUCAUGAAAAAGAAUGGGCAGCAACUAUAUCGGCACAUAUAUUUGGGCUGUAAAGAGGAAGACAAUGUUCAGAAAAACUAUGAGCUACUUUAUACUUCUCUUGCCCUUAUAACUAUUGAAUUGGCCAAUGAAGAAGUGGUUAUUGAUCUCAUUCGAUUAGCCAUUGCUUUACAGGACAGUGCAAUUAUCAAUGAGGAUAAUUUGUCAAUGUUCCAUCGUUGUGGAAUCAUGGCGCUGGUUGCUGCAUACCUUAACUUUGUAAGUCAGAUGAUAGCUGUCCCUGCGUUUUGCCAGCAUGUUAGCAAGGUUAUUGAAAUUCGAACUAUGGAAGCCCCUUAUUUUCUACCAGAGCAUAUUUUCAGAGAUAAGUGCAUGCUUCCAAAAUCUUUAGAGAAGCAUGACAAAAAUUUGUACUUUUUGACCAACAAGAUUGCAGAGUCACUAGGUGGCAGUGGCUAUAGUGUUGAGAGAUUGUCAGUACCGUACGUACCACAAGUAACAGAUGAAGAUCGACUUUCUAGAAGGAAAAGUAUUGUGGACACCGUAUCCAUUCAGGUGGAUAUCUUACCCAACAGCAAUCCUUCAGAUGAUGUGGUUAGUAACACUGAAGAAAUCACCUUUGAGGCGUUAAAGAAAGCAAUUGAUACCAGUGGAAUGGAAGAACAGGAAAAGGAAAAGAGACGUCUAGUGAUAGAGAAAUUCCAGAAAGCACCUUUUGAAGAAAUAGCAGCACAGUGUGAAUCCAAAGCAAAUUUCCUUCAUGACAGACUUGCUCAAAUAUUGGAACUCACCAUACGUAAUGAAGCACAUGACAGAGGGAGAGAAAAACUCCAGGUUCCGCCUAAGGAAAGAACCUCUGCAUAUUCUUAUAUUGACUUCAGUGUGGAGACUGGUCUGUGUAUAAUGUGGCACAGUAAAGGAGCCGUAGACAGAAAUUGUGCUUCUGAAAUUUUUUUUUACAUUGCCGUAUCUUUUAUAUUUUCAACUUGAUUAACUAAAUCUGUUUUGCUUCAAACCCUGUAUGUAUCCUUAUAAACAGAAUAAACAGGUAGAUGCUCGAGGUCAGUUGCUUUUUUUUUCCCCCAGCCUUUUUUCUGCCUUCAUACGCAAAGCAUGUUUUCAUCACUUUAACAUCUUAUUCUAGCCAUUUACCACCAAUACUGCCCCCCCCCGACUAAGUUGAGAAUCACUCAUUUAUAAAAGUUCAGAACAGAGAAUCAGACUAAAAUAUGCAAUAUACUCUAUACCUUAGAUUCAGAGAAAAUUGCUGGGUGUGGGCAUUUACGGACAACCUAAAAGUUGAGAGUUAAGUUUUAUUUGGGGACCUUGCUGAGGACUAUAGCCCGGGAGACAGCCUCUCUGGUAGCUCUGAGGAACUGCCCGGAAGAGGUAAGGGAGGAGCCAGGAAAUAUAGGAGUUUUUGGCUGGAAAAAACCAUGUAGUCAAACAUCAAAAGAUCACUGCUAAUCACAAAGAGCAGACAUCUGAGGUUGGUGAUUUUCGUGCUUUUCUAUGCAUGGGAAGGUGCAAGGAUCUGGGUUCAUUGAAAUUAUUCCUUAGACAUGCAUCUUAACUGUUUAGGGCCAGUAUCCAAAGAACAGGAUGCUCCCUGUUUUUCUCCAUCCUGAAUUCCCCUCAGGGCGCACCAUUGUAGGCGACUGCAGUGGCUGAUGGCUUGAUCUUGCAGAACUGGAAAGGCAGGCAACACUCCCUGUCCACAGCUUCUUUGAUGCCUGUUAAUUGUAACAGUAAAUAUCUGCUGCUUUAUAUUUGUUGUUUUUACUAAUCCUCCCCACAGUCCUGAAAAGUUAGGUAGAUCCUUUCCCCCCCACCCCAGGUAAAGACACUGAGGCUUAGAGAAGUAAAGUAACUAGCUGAAGUUUAUCCAGCUAGUGAGUGGAAAUAAUCAAAAUUCAAAUCCAUAACUCAUGUUCUUAAAAGAAAUGUUGCUAGAGACCACCAUGUUACAUUUAAUCACACUAUCAUAACUAUAUGGAUUUAAUAUUUUAGAAUAAGUAUUAUGACUAAUUCGGUUUCAUUGGUACUGCAACUACUAAUAAUAAUAUGUAUUUAUUAAGCCUUACUGCUAAUAGUUAUUUACUGAACACUUAUCGUGUUCUAGGCACUGUGCUAAGUGCAUUCUUUCAUUUAGUGUUUACAACAGAUUUUAAAAAGAUGUAGUGAUUAUUUUUACUUUACAAAUGUAGAAACAGAUGCACGUACAAGUUUGGUAAUUUAUCCAAGGUCACCUAGUUAGGAAGUAGUAGUUUUGGGUACCUUACAUGAUACAGAGAAAUGAAAUAGACUUCUUAGUGUACCUUCAGGGUUUUCAGUUUCUAUUUGAUAUAUUUCCUCUUGUUAAUUUGCCUCAUUCUAACUACCAGAUAGAGAAAAGAGUUUGUAUGCUUGAGAAAAGAAACAAAAUAAGCAAUAUUAUAUCUCAGUUUCCAUUGUUCCUUCAUUCACUUUGACCUUAGUACAAUAAGAAAAAAAUUACAAGGAAUGCAAAGGAGCAGGAAAAUACAGAAAAAGAAUAAGCAGCCCCACAGAUGAUUGAUCCAAUUAUUGGAAUUAGUAGACAAUGACCUUAAAAGAACACACACACAUAUCAAAGAAUUUAAAGGAAAAAAUAUGUAUAUUUUAGGAGAGAAAUGGAAAGUCUAAAAAAGAACCAAAUUGUAGUUCAAGAACUGAAUGUUAUGAUAUCUGAAAGAAAAAAAUGUCAUUGGAUGGGCUUAAUAGUAUAUUGGACAUUAUAGAAGAAUUCGCAUAUAUUGUUCAUAGGAGUAUAAAUUGGUACACUUGGCAAAACUUCGGCAGUGUCUUAUAAAGUUAAACAUAUACCUGCUCUUGAUCCUGUAAUCCCAUAUCUCAGUAUUUGCCCAGAGAAAUGAAAACUUAGAUUCACAAAAAGACAUGUACAUGAAUGUUUUAGCAGCUUUUUUCAUAAUUACCAGAUGCCCAUCAACAGGAGAAUGGAGAGAGAGUAGACAAAUAGUGGUACUCUUACAAUAGUGAAAUACUAUUCAGCAGUAAAAAGGAACACAUUUUGGGGGUAAAUUUUAAAAAAUGCAUUGAGCAAAAGAAAUCAAACAUAAACGAGUAUAGCUUGUAUGGACCAUUCCUAUAGGCUGUAUAGACCAUGUGAAAUUCAAGAACAAGUGACACUAACCUUCAGUGACAGGGAUCAGAACAUAGUUACUGUUGGAUGUGGGUGUAUGUGUACAGGUAUGUGGGAGUAGGGAGAAAUUGGUUGAGGACACAAAGGACCUUUUUUGAAUGAUGAAAGUGUCAGUAUCUUUAUCUAUGGUAGAGAUAAGAAUGAAGUAAUGAAUUGAGGGAAGAACAUUGGUAUCAUGUGACAAAAGAUCAGUCUCCGAAACUGAUAAAAGAAAAAUAGCUGAGUAGAAAUACAGGCAGUGGACUCAAACAGACAAUUCAUUUUAAAAGAAACGCAGAAUGGAUGCAAAUCUACAAAGGUAUAUAGCAUUAGUAGUAACCCGAAAUGUGAAAAUAAAAGAAAGAAUGAAUUCCCUUUUGCCUGCCAGAGUACCAAAGAUUAAAAUAACAAGAAAGAAUGAUUAUACCCAAUAUUUAUAAUGGUGUAAGAGGAUGGCUACACUCAGAUGUUGAAAGUAUGAAUUGCCAGUAUUAUGGCAAUGUGUACCAGUCUCAAAAAUGUAAAUACACUUCGAUGCAGAAAUUCUGUUUGUAAGAC
Molecule: messenger RNA, 5471 nt
Organism: Aethalodelphis obliquidens (Pacific white-sided dolphin)
Lineage: Eukaryota; Metazoa; Chordata; Mammalia; Artiodactyla; Delphinidae
Gene: EFR3A
Product: EFR3 homolog A
Exons: 23
Coding region: 191-2743 (850 amino acids)
Biological process (GO): protein localization to plasma membrane
Cellular component (GO): plasma membrane
Source: RefSeq, a predicted model, not a curated record